UGGAGCCUUUUUGGUUUUACCUUUCACGCAAAUAUCUAUGUAGCUGGCCUUAGUUCCUGUUCAAUCCCCCAACAAAAUGGUUCGAUUCUCCCUCCUGCGGAUUUAUUUCGAAGUGAGUCGCUUGAUAGGACUCUGCAAUCUACACUACGACUCCCGGAAUAAUCGAUUUAUCCUCAACCAUGUGCCCACUGUGAUUUACUGCCUCCUUCUGAAUGUGGCCUAUCUUCUGAUCCUGCCAUUUGCCUUGGCCCUUCUAACUGGCAAUGUUUACGAUUGCAAAACUAUGGGAAUGUUCGGAGUGGUCUAUAAUGUGGUGGCUCUGACCAAACUCCUGACCAUGCUUUUCCUAAUGUUCAGUGUUUGGAUGAAGAGGCGUCGGCUUCAGCAGUUGGGAAAUGAUCUGAUGAAAAUGCUGCACAAAUUCCGGUUUGCUAUUAAAAGCGAUUGCAGGAAGAGAUGUCUGUGCAAGGUAUUGCUGACCAGUUCCCGAUUUGUGAUCCUCGCGCAGCAGCUCCUGACCCGAGACUCCUUGGUCCAUUGCGACAAUGACACCAGUUUCAGGAGAGCUAUGGUUCCGUACCAUAUGGCUUCAGUGGUGUACGCUUUAAUAUUGAUUCUACUAAUGAGCUAUGUGGACUUGACGGUCUACAUCAUCCAGGUGGCCGGGAACUGGCUGUUGGUAAACAUGGCCCAGAGAGUCCAGGAAAUGAUCCAGGAUCUGGAGGUCUUGCCCGAACGAAUGGGUGCUCCCCGAGAGAUGGGGUUGAGGCAAGUCCUUCCCGCCUGGCGCAAGCUUUGGAAGCACUGCAUCCAUUUGGACGAGGUUCUGAAGCAUAUUGUUGAUAUCUUCCAGUGGCAGCUACUCUUCAAUCUGCUAAGCACCUAUAUUUUCCAUAUAGCCAUUUUGUUUCGACUGUGGAUUUACCUUGAGUUCGAUACAACUUUUCAUAUAUGGAAAGGCAUCUUGUAUGUUGUUCUGUUUCUCACUCAUCACGCCGAGAUCAUAAUGCAGUUUUCCAUUUUUGAGAUCAAUCGCUGGAAGUGGUUGGAGCUCCGUGAUCUUUUGGUAAAACUAUGUGAUGCCAAUUUUUCGGCCAUCCAAUAUAGAAACAGUCAGGGAUUGAUUCUCUCCAGACAGUUAGAGUUCUCAAUCUUGUAUCUCAACCGGAAACUUCAACUGAAUCCAAAACGUGUGAGACGCCUUCACAUCGUAGGAUUUUUCGACCUAAGUAACUCAUCGGUUCAUCAAAUGUCCAGAAACAUAAUCACCAAUGUUUUGGUUCUUUGUCAGAUUGCCUACAAAAUAUAUGGUUGAAAAAUAUACAAUACAUAUCAAUCAUUGAUGCAUUGAUGAUAAAGUAUCUACAUGCAUUCUACAUGAUUUAUACGUGAAGCCUACAUUAACUUUCAUCAAUUGUUCAUCAACCUUACAUGCAUUAUACAACAUUAUUACAUCAAUUUUACUUUAAUUUUACAUCAAUUGUAAUCAAUUAUACAUAAAUGAACAUUCAUUUUACAUCACGUUUAUAUACAUCUUACAUCAAUGUUAAAUUUAGUCUAUAAUUUUAUA
Molecule: messenger RNA, 1570 nt
Organism: Drosophila suzukii
Lineage: Eukaryota; Metazoa; Arthropoda; Insecta; Diptera; Drosophilidae
Gene: Gr58c
Product: Gustatory receptor 58c
Biological process (GO): sensory perception of taste
Cellular component (GO): membrane
Source: RefSeq, a predicted model, not a curated record